AUGCUCAAUAAUAGUCGCUACAACAGUCUCAUCUUGUUUUUGGUGAACUGUUGGUCGGGCGAGUUCGAAUCGUCAGCUAGAUGUGUAGAAGCUUUAUUUAACCAAUGUCGUCAGUCUCAGCAGAUUUCCUUAUUGUACAAAUUAGUUGAUCCCGAUAAAAUACGUCUUUCAUUUGAUAAAAUUUGUGGUAAACUUGAUCUCUAUUCAAAAUCCAAAGUGUGUAUAAUGCGACAAGAUAGUAAAAUAAAACGAUGUUUCCAUGACGUAGAGUACGUUUUCCACGAUAAUAUAGCUAAAGCCAGAUACGUGGACCACGUUAUACUUACGUACUGUGGAUUCCAGUUAGGAUUACGAGAUUGUAUAGUCCAACCUGUGACAACUGCCUGUGGCAAGGAUAUCGGCGGAUUUAUGAAUGAUUUUAUGGAUGGAGUUACUGCCCCUGUUUGUAUGAAAGACAUAUAUGGCAAUUCUGCUUCGUGUAAUAUACCCGAGUUAACUUUAUUGUCCCUAAUGACGCCAUUUAUUUUAUCGCCAUUUUUGUGA
Lottia gigantea (owl limpet) is the source of this 543-nucleotide messenger RNA. RefSeq lists its product as hypothetical. NCBI's taxonomy places the organism in Eukaryota, Metazoa, Mollusca, Gastropoda, Lottiidae. The record is from RefSeq and is a predicted model, not a curated record. Bases 1 to 543 code for a protein of 180 amino acids. The transcript is spliced from 4 exons.